CCUCCAAUAAGAAGAACAAAAAAGUCCUCCACAAACAAACACAAAUUUCCACAGCUAGCCAUGUUAUUAGACAUGUAUAGUACAAUCACUUCACUCUCAGAAAACCUCUCCCCACCCACGCCACCACCACCACCACCAUCUUCAUCACCAACAGUAAGCCGAUACGAGCUACAAAAACGUCGAGACUGGAACUCAUUCGGACAUUACUUAAAAAACCACAAACCACCAUUAAUACUAUCAAGGUGCAGUGGAGCCAACAUUCUUGAAUUCUUAAAGUAUUUAGACCAGUUCGGGAAAACUAAGGUUCAUAACUGUUCUUGUCCGUUUUUUGGACACCCUCAGCCGCCAGCACCGUGCACGUGUCCGUUGAGACAAGCGUGGGGGAGUCUUGACUCGCUUAUUGGUAGGCUACGCGCUGCAUUUGACGAGAAUGGUGGAAAAACGGAGAUGAAUCCGUUUGGUGCUAGAGCAGUGAGGUUGUAUUUGAGGGAAGUGAGAGACACGCAAGCUAAGGCGAGGGGAAUUGGUUAUGAGAAGAAGAAAAGAAGGAAUGUUAAGAGGCAUUUUGAGGAGCAUGAAAAAGAAGGAGAAGUGAUUAUAGCAUGAUGCAUGGGAAGAUAAAAGCUUGAGCUUUGAUGCUAGUACUAUAAUUAUUUGAAUUUUACACUAAUUAGUUUGUUGGAUUAUGUGAAUGAUAGAUAAGUAUAAAUCAGUUCUGCUUUUGAUAACCAAUAUAAUAUGGAUUUCGUGCUUUUCCCUUUUUGCAUAGGAGCAAUAUCUUUUUAUUAGUUAUAUCAUCUUCUGCUCCAAUUGAAAGUUUCAUUAGUAAUUCAUAUUGUUUUACA
Lycium barbarum (goji berry) is the source of this 845-nucleotide messenger RNA. RefSeq names its product protein G1-like6. The record is from RefSeq and is a predicted model, not a curated record. The transcript has a single exon. Gene Ontology annotation, biological process: response to light stimulus; mRNA transcription. Lineage: Eukaryota; Viridiplantae; Streptophyta; Magnoliopsida; Solanales; Solanaceae. Gene Ontology annotation, cellular component: nucleus. Bases 61 to 606 code for a protein of 181 amino acids.